Messenger RNA from Strongylocentrotus purpuratus (purple sea urchin), 1545 nucleotides. Its product is annotated as carboxypeptidase B. Gene Ontology annotation, molecular function: metallocarboxypeptidase activity; zinc ion binding. NCBI's taxonomy places the organism in Eukaryota, Metazoa, Echinodermata, Echinoidea, Camarodonta, Strongylocentrotidae. Gene Ontology annotation, biological process: proteolysis. The coding region runs from base 19 to 1290 and encodes 423 amino acids. The record is from RefSeq and is a predicted model, not a curated record. The transcript is spliced from 11 exons.
GACACAUCGUUGAUCAGAAUGAGGGUUACUCUUGGUCUCUUGGCGGUCAUUUUGACCGUCUGCUCAGCUUUACCGGUCAGCCGCAAAGUCCGUUAUGACAGCUACAAAGUUUACCGUGUGACUCCCCGUACUCAGGAGGAGUUAGAAUGGAUGGAAGAGGUAGCUGACAGGUGGGCAAUGCUUGAUUUCUGGAAGCGCCCAUCGACGGUUGGACGACCCGUCGACGUUAUGGUCUCUCCCGACCAGCAGUUGAGCUUUGUCAGCUCCGCGAGCCGUCCCGGACUCACCAUCGAGACGUGGAUCUCCAACGUCCAGGAUUUGAUCGACCGAGAGGCUGCCGCGAUGGUCAGUUCUAAGAACGACUUUGAUGCGGCUGCUUUCGACUAUAACAAUUACCACACCUACGAAGAGAUCUUUGCUUGGAUGAAUGACUUUGCCUCCUCUCACCUUGGUGUCAGCAUGGUCCAGGUCACUACCACUUACGAGGGAGAAGCCGUUUACGGACUCAGGAUCGCGAAAUCACCAUCUGCAACGAACGUGGCUUACAUCCAGGGAGGCAUCCAUGCCCGCGAAUGGAUCAGCCCAGCUACAGUCAUCAACCUCAUCAAAAAUUACAUAGAUAACUACGGCAGUGAUGAUACGGUGACGAGCAUGUUGGAUAACUUUGUGUGGAUCAUUGUACCCGUCUUCAACGUCGAUGGAUACAAGUUCAGCAUCUCCGACGAUCGUUUGUGGCGCAAGAAUCGCAACCCCAACACUGGUGGCUGCGCUGGAGUCGAUCUGAACCGCAACUACGACUACCAGUGGGGAGGUGCCAGCAAUCAGAAGUGCGCCCAGGACUAUCAGGGCACAAAGGCGCUGAGUGAACCCGAGAACAGCGGCUCCAAGGAUUUCCUGCAGGGCUUUGGUUCAAACCUCAAACUCUUCAUUGAUUUCCACUCCUAUGGCCAGUACUGGCUCUACCCAUGGGGUUACACCAGGAGAACCGUUACACAACCAGAUAGAGACGAUCAGAAAGAUCUAGCCAUCGCAAUCGAGAAUUCAAUCACCUCGGUCCAUGGCAAAGACUAUUUCGUUGGAGAAUCAGGACCUGACAUGUAUCCCGCCACAGGUGGGAGCGAAGACUUUGGUUACGGCUCCCUGGGUGUGAAGUACACCUACGUCGUGGAGCUGAGGGAUGAGGGCAUCUUCGGGUUCGAGCUCCCCGCCUACCAGAUCCAGCCUACCGCUGAGGAGAUCUUCGCCGGUAUGAAGACACUCGGCAAGCAGCUCGUUGCCGAGUUUGCUUAGUGAGGGGCGACUAUGAUUGCGACUAUGGCUAUCACACGACCACUGUGCAUGGGGGGGGGGGGGGGGAUAUUCUUCGAUUUGUUUUUCAUUAGUGGAAAAUAUUUCAAAAUUCAAAAAUCUUGAACGUGUUUGGUUAGGCAUAAUCGUUAACGUGGGCUUUGAUGGGAAUAUUAAAGACAACAACAAUGUGGGAAUGAAUGGAGUACAAUUGUCAUGUAAAAUGUUGAGACAAUAAAAUAUUAUUAAAAAUUCAAA